This is a messenger RNA of Maylandia zebra (zebra mbuna), 2910 nucleotides long. Lineage: Eukaryota; Metazoa; Chordata; Actinopteri; Cichliformes; Cichlidae. The record is from RefSeq and is a predicted model, not a curated record.
AUGCCAAAAAGGGGGACUGAGCAGAUGCAGUCAGGGCAGACGAAGCCUGCGUCCACUCCAGCAAACCAGAAUUUCAGUGGAGCCAUCCAACGAGAUAGAUUUGAUCCCUAUUUGCAUCCCAGGACCUCAGAGUACAAACAUACUCCUACACUCCCCAACAGAUUCUUCAUUGCCUCCUCACAGUCCUCAUUCUCCCCAUUGCCCCCAGCCUUACCUGAACCCCACCCCCUGCCUUCCUCCACCACCACCACCACCAUCCCUCCUCCCCCUCCCCCCCCUCCUCGCCAGCCAUCACCUCACCUGCCCUCCAGCCUAAGCUUCAAGCCCAGCCUCAGCCCUCAGCCCCAGAAGACCCCCUCACCUGGAAGCUCAGCACAGAGCCAGCUUCAGUCUGAGAAGCCAGGAGGAGAGAACAAUGACUUCAGGGUGUACAUCAUCACAUGGAACGUGGGAUCAGCUGUGCCGCCAGAUGACAUCACUUCUCUCUUUGGACCAAAUGUCUCCGAUGGGAACAUUGACAUGUUUAUCAUCGGACUCCAAGAAGUCAACUCCAUGAUAAACAAAAGACUGAAGGAUGUUCUUUUCUCAGACCAGUGGAGUGAGCUUUGCAUGGACACACUCAGCCCUUUUGGAUAUGUUUUGGUGGCGUCCCAGCGAAUGCAGGGAGUGCUGCUGCUGGUUUUCUCUAAAUUCUGCCACCUUCCAUUUCUCAGAGGUGUGCAGACACAGAGUACACGCACAGGACUUGGGGGAUACUGGGGGAAUAAAGGCGGCGUCAGUGCAAGGAUGACCAUGUUCGGCCACCCCGUGUGCUUCCUCAACUGUCACCUGCCAGCUCACAUGAGGAACCUGGAACAGAGGAUGGAAGACUUUGAAAGCAUCCUGCAGCAGCAGCAGUUUGAAGGAGGGGCUGCUACUGGUGUACUAGACCAUGAUGUCGUGUUUUGGUUUGGGGAUUUAAAUUUCCGUAUUGAAGACUAUGAUAUCCAUGUGGUGAAAUGUGCCAUUGACAGCAAUAAGCUGCCUCUUCUGUGGGAGCGGGAUCAGCUCAACAUGGCUAAAAACACAGAGCUCAUCCUGGAAGGCUUCAUGGAGGGACAACUUAAAUUCCCACCUACUUAUAAGUUUGAUGUAGGCACUCAUACCUACGAUACCAGUGCUAAAAAGAGGAAACCUGCCUGGACAGAUCGCAUCCUAUGGCGUCUUCGCCGCAGUGGUUCACCAGUUCCUACCCACAAUGCAGCACUGCAGCGUGGCCUGACCUCGUGGUUGGGGGGGGCAACUAAAGUGACACAGCAUGCGUAUCGCAGUCACAUGAGUUUCACCAUCAGUGACCACAAACCUGUUUCUGCCCUGUUUUCACUACAUUUCCCAUUCAGGGUGGAUAUGCCUCUGGUGGAACUGCAGGUAAACAAGGAAUGGUGCAAAGCCUCAGAUGCUACAGUCAGAUUCACUGUUGCAUCAACUUAUCAGCGCAGCUCAUGGGACUGGGUGGCAAUAUACAAGGUUGGAUUCAGACAUCACAAAGAUUAUCAGGCGUAUGUGUGGGCCAAAGCGGAGCAUGCAACGCAGGUGACAUUCUCAGAGGAGGAUUUGCCGAGAGAUGACUGUGAAUAUAUCCUGGGUUACUACAGUCAUAACAUGAACAGCAUUGUUGGAUUGUCAUCACCAAUUCAGAUCAACAUGCCAGUUCACAGUCCCACCGUGUGUCGCUCCGAGAGCUCCGAUGUCAGCUCUGAAGAUGACAGCACUCUUGUUCUGCUGGCUCCAAACUCCCGCAGCCCGAGCCCUAAAGCGGGCAAACACCACCACCGUCACCGGCGCAGUCGCAGCCCUGCACUUCCUGCUCUUUCAUCUAAUCCCCUCCCUUCUCUGCAGAGCCUCAGCCUCGGGCCUCGCUCCAAAGAGAGCCAGACACGAAGCCGCUCUCCCUGCUCUAAAAAGGAGCGGCUGAUGUCCCCCGAUGCCGUGCCAUCUCCCACCAUCAGCCCGCUCAGUCCUCGCAGCCCUGUGUCUCCAGGUAGUGUGGUGACUGCACCAGAGGCCCUGGUUGCUGCUAUCCUAGGUGAACCCAGACCAGCUCAGGUUAGCCCCACAGGGGUGAAACGGAUAGGAAAGACAGGGGAAACAGACACUGCAAAGAAAAUGAAAAUCAAGAGUUAAAAUGAGACUGUGUAUGAGCGGGAAAAAAAGCAAUAUCCAUCAAAUCAGAGUCUGAUCUGACCCCCGUGUCACUGUGCUCAUAGUGUCACAGGGCAUUUAUUGACUCCUAAUGUAGUUUGCAAACAUUCCUUUGCUUUCCCAGUGCUUUUAUAGACUCAUAAGCUAUAUCAUUAUGUAAACAAGCAUACAGAAUAUGAGGCUAAAGUUGGAGCAAACCUGUGACCGAUAUGAACAGAUGUUAUUGACAGCAAUAUGGAUCCAUGUAAACAUGGAUCCAUAUUGCUGUCAAUAUGUCAGUUCUGCAUCAGAGUAAGGACCUUGGAUCACAAGUAUUGAUGGUAUCACAGUUAACAGCAGAGUGUGUGUGUGUGUGUGUGUGUGUGUGUGUGUGUGUGUGUGUGUGUGUGUGUGUGUGUGUGUGUGUGUGUGUGUGUGUGUGUGAGUGGUUUUGUGUAGACCUUUGUGCUAAACCAUAAAUAUGUCAAACUUUCAUUUUGGAACACAUGAUGGUUUAAAUGUUUAACUCUAUAGGUCUUGGUCUGUAUUCAUAAAACAAAUCCAAAUGCAUCCAAAUCAUUCCAAAUCUGAAAUCUACAUGUGACUGUGAAAACUUGAACAUCGCUUUUUGUGGAUACAGCCCCUGUUCUAUAGGGCACUUUGAGUGACUGUUUAGGCUAAUAAUGUGUUUCUUUGGCUCCCAGGAAACUGUGUUGUGUCAUCUAUGCGAUUGUGCAAAUAAAAGAGCAA